Lactuca virosa is the source of this 1423-nucleotide messenger RNA. The record is from the annotation of a GenBank genome assembly. NCBI's taxonomy places the organism in Eukaryota, Viridiplantae, Streptophyta, Magnoliopsida, Asterales, Asteraceae.
CCUUCUUCUUCUAUCUGACCUAGAAGAGGCACACAGCCAUCCAGAACCAUUUCUUCUCUACCAUAAUCUACGACCAACAAAACUAAAAUCAGAGUUUUUAUUAUUUUUUAGUUGCGAUUGAGAAACAGAUGCGAGAGAAGGAAAGUAGAGGAAUCGAGAUAUAAGGAAGCAACAGUGCACAUCGGCGUUAGUUUCAAGAACGGCGACCCAUGUUGUUGUCGGAAACUAUAGUGAUCAGAAAUGGUCAUGGUGGUCGGAUGUUUGAUCGGGAUCCGACGUCAGCUUCAAUUUUAUUAGACACUGAAGGGGAUAAAUCGGAAUUUUUUAUCGCUGAAUUUCUGAUUGUGUGUUCAGAUGCCAGAAUCGACGGUCGGAGGCCACUAGGUCGGAAUGUCGGAGCCGGGUCCAAAAAUGAUGACGAUGAACAGGGGAAGAAUUUUUUAUUGUUUGAUUUCUAUUUGUCUUCCCUCUGUGUUUGAUUGGCAUCGCAGAAAGUUAGGAAAACUAGUUCUUUGAUAGGGAUCCGACGUCAUGUUCGAUUUUAUUAGAGAUUGAAGGGGGGGGGGUAAAUCAUAAUUUGUUAUUGUUUGAUUUAUGUUUGUCUUCCCUCUAUGUCUCUUGAUACAGCUCAUCAGCAAAGGCCCAAGCAUUGGUCACUAAAAUUCACCAAAUUUCAAGAAAUUGAGGUUGUUCAACUUGAGAAAUAAGUUAGGAGUCAGGUUGUGCAGUAUCUCCACUUUCUAUGUUUCCUUUUAUUUUGACAAUUUUAGCUCUCAACAUUAGGGGUAGAUGUUAUUUUAAUUUGAUCUAUUUUCUUUGAUUGGAAAGAAUAUUCAGAAAAUUAUCCCAAAUUACCCAUUUUCUUCUCUCUAGUCUUGGGAGACUAACCCUCUCAAACGUGGUCUAUCAUCUCUCAACCUCCUUGAUUCUGGGUUGCAUGUCUGAAAAUGGUGUCUUCGCGAAGUGAAGAUGAUGAUGAACAUGGGAAUCGUAGGUGGUCAAAACUCAAAUCUAAAAUCGUAGGUUCGAAGGCUACUUUUGAAUCGUUUGUUCAAAGGUUGCUUAUGGCUCGUUUGCUUCUGAAAUUUGGUUCAAAGAUGAAGUAUAAAACGAUGUAAAAAUACGAAGAGGUUGAUGAAGAAAAAGAAGAUGUGACAUGAAGAAAAAGAAAUUGGUGUAAAAGAGAAGGAAUCAUGGAUCAAUAAUAUGGGGUUAAUUAUACUUUUUAAAUUUUUUUCUUUGUAUUUCAAAAAAUAAAAAUAAGUAAUUUUCUAAGAGGACAAAUAGAACACGUGGCUAUGAUAUGGCCUUUAUGUCUUCAUAUCAGCAUGCCAACUAAGCAUUGUUUACCUGAGAACCGGUAGUUUUUUGGUUCAAGCACCUAUUUAAUAGGUAAAAUUCAAGUUUUAAUGAUCAAUCCGGG